AUGGAGGACGACGUGACGUUCCUGUUCCAGCUGGGCGUGGUGCGGGACGCGGUGGCGGCGCCGGCGCACCUGCUCACACUCGCACACCUCAAGGAUCUCGCCGUCAAAUUCGUUCAUGAUAAGAUACCAGACAACGGGCUGAAUCGGUUGUCGGACCGGAUCCUCUUGUUCCGCCACGACUACUGCUCACCCAACGUGCUGCAGCUCAUCAACUCCGCAUCUGACGUCACUGACGAGACCCUCGUCGAGAUCGUGCUCACUGCCAACCCGUUACUGUGCGAUGGAGGUGCAGAAGUUGCACCUGCGCCGCGUCCUCACGCACUCUCCGUACAUUCGUACAAGGCGCCUACAUUUUGCGAUUUCUGCGGCGAGAUGCUCUUCGGUUUGGUGAGACAGGGACUUAAAUGUGAAGGUUGCGGGCUAAAUUACCACAAACGUUGCGCUGUAAAGGUGCCGUCGAACUGCACAUGCCCAGUCCCAGCGGGCGCGGGCAGCGCGGGCAGCGCGGGCGCGCGCCGCGUGUCGGGCGGCCGCAGCCCCAGCCGCGCCAGCACGCACAGCCACGCCUCGCACGACGACUCCUUGGUAAGGCGCCUCGCCAGGCUCGUCACUGACAAAGACUCCUAG
Messenger RNA from Spodoptera littoralis (African cotton leafworm), 627 nucleotides. The record is from the annotation of a GenBank genome assembly. NCBI's taxonomy places the organism in Eukaryota, Metazoa, Arthropoda, Insecta, Lepidoptera, Noctuidae.